AUGGCAUACAGACUAUUCAUUUUUAAUUGGGAUGGUAAUAAUUCACAAGACUAUAUUAAUACUGAGUUGCAAAUAUCUACAAACGUAGUUAUGGAUAAUGAUUCUUUUAUCAUUAAUGAAAAUAAUGAAAAUCUUGAUCCUAAACUUUACCAAGAUUGUAAGUCUAAAAUAGUUGCAUUGGAACAUUUAGUAAAUCAUUUGAACGAUGAACUAUCAGCAAACAAUUUAAAACAUGUAAAGAAUGUGGUUGACAAUAUGAAGUGUAUAUUUACUAUCAUUGAGGAUAUAGAAACAUCACAACGAAAAAGACA
Messenger RNA from Cetraspora pellucida, 311 nucleotides. NCBI's taxonomy places the organism in Eukaryota, Fungi, Glomeromycota, Glomeromycetes, Diversisporales, Gigasporaceae. The record is from the annotation of a GenBank genome assembly.